CGCACUGAGGUAGCUCGAGCGUGCACAUUUGACAGGAAAGUUUGCUAUAAGUCGCUUCGGGGACAAUAUGCAAUUUGGACAGCGAGACUGUAAACAUUUCAUGUGUUUCAGAGGGCCAGUGGUGCCAUUCUGAUGAUGUCAUGGGAUUAUUGUGGGAUGUUUGUGUGCAAUAAAUUUACGGUAUGGACUUUUGUGGAGCAAAGCGCCUCAGCACUUGAAUUCCAGAGGACAACCUGGAGAACACCCGUCUGAAGCUCUUUUAACUGACAGUUUACUGUAUCGACAUCAUGCAUCCGACCAGAGGACUGCUGUUCUUCUUUCUUUUAAACAAUUUCACCCUGAGCUUCUCUCUGUCGACCUGCACCACGGUGGACAUCGAUAACAUCAAGAAGAAGCGGGUGGAGGCCAUCAGGGGUCAGAUCCUCAGCAAACUGAGACUGACCAGCCCGCCUCAGACCCUGGGCCCUAGUCAGGUGCCCUAUCAAGUGCUGGCCCUGUAUAACAGCACGCGGGAGCUGCUGGAGGAGGUGGGGCGAGACAGGCAGCAGAGCUGCGGACAGGACAACACUGACACGGAGUACUACGCCAAAGAGAUACACAAAAUCAACAUGAUCCAGAGCUCACCUGAAAACAAUGACCUUCACUACUGUCCCAAGGGGAUAACGUCGAAAGUUUUCCUCUUCAAUGUCUCCAACAUGGAGAAGAAUGCUACCAACCUGUUCCGGGCUGAAUUCCGGGCCCUGCGGGUGCCCAACCCCAACGCCAAGAGGAACGAGCAGCGUAUCGAGCUCUAUCAGAUUCUUCGUAAAGAAGAGCACAUUGCUAAGCAGCGCUACAUCGCAGGCAGGAACGUCCUGACUAAAGGAACACCUGAGUGGGUUUCCUUUGACGUCACUGAGACCAUACGCGAGUGGCUCAUGUACAGAGAGACAAACCUCGGUCUGGAGAUCAGCGUUCACUGCCCUUGUCACACAUUCAACCCCAACGGUGCCAUCAUCGAGAACGUCAAUGAGGUCCUGGAGGUCAAAUUCAAGGGGAUGGACGGAGACUAUGAUGAGCAGAGCCGCUGGGAUUUGUAUCGGCUGAAGAAACCGAAGGACCAGCAGAUUCCUCAUCUCAUCCUGAUGAUGCUGCCGCCGCACCGCCUGGACGUGAUGCCGUCGUCUAGACGACGCAAACGCGCUCUGGACACCAACUACUGCUUCUCAAACUAUGAGGAGAACUGCUGCGUUCGGCCGCUCUACAUCGACUUCCGGCAGGAUCUGGGAUGGAAGUGGAUUCACGAGCCAAAAGGUUACAAUGCCAACUUUUGCUCCGGGCCGUGCCCGUACCUCCGCAGCGCCGACACCUCCCACAGCUCGCUGCUGGCUCUUUACAACACGAUGAACCCCGACGCCUCAGCAUCCCCCUGCUGCGUCCCGCAAGACCUGGAGCCCCUGACCAUCCUGUACUACGUGGGCCGAACGCCUAAAGUGGAGCAGCUCUCCAACAUGAUCGUCAAAUCCUGCAAGUGCAGCUGAGGGGUCCGGAGACCCUCGCACGGGUUCGACGCUUGAGGGUUACGCAGGGCAGAAACUGGACUGGAAAAGAAAAUACCUCCGUUCUCACCUACAUCCACACCCUGCCCUUAUAGGAUGACUGUGACAUCUUCCCUCGGACGUUUUUUUUGCAGUAUUUUGAACUGCCUCUGGGCAAAACUCACGGGCAUUUGUGAACUCUUAAUGACAGACGCUGCCCGUUCUGCUGGAUUCACGGUUUACUGACUUACGAUAAGCCAGACAACGUGUUUUUGUGUAAAAAUGUUUGUGCACGGCAUUCCCCGGAUUGAACUCUUCAGUGUGUGUGUGUGUGUGUGUGUGUGUGUGUGUGUGUGUAUGUGUAUAUAUCACAGUAAUCGACACUGUUUGUCUAACACGACAGAUCAUUUUAAUACAAACAUGCUGGAAAUAUUUUGAAGAGAACAACGUGUUUCGACUCGGUUGCGUUUACCUCUGCGAAACUGCAGAAGUUUUAGGAAUUUUUAGUUCUUCAAAUGAAGCCGAUAUUUCAGUUCAACACGAUGUAUGGCGAUAGGUUUAGAUUACUGCUAUUAC
Messenger RNA from Triplophysa dalaica, 2093 nucleotides. It is a transcript of the gene tgfb3, whose product is annotated as transforming growth factor, beta 3. Gene Ontology annotation, cellular component: extracellular region. Lineage: Eukaryota; Metazoa; Chordata; Actinopteri; Cypriniformes; Nemacheilidae. Gene Ontology annotation, biological process: transforming growth factor beta receptor signaling pathway; regulation of cell population proliferation; BMP signaling pathway. Bases 288 to 1520 code for a protein of 410 amino acids. The record is from RefSeq and is a predicted model, not a curated record. The transcript has 7 exons. Gene Ontology annotation, molecular function: type III transforming growth factor beta receptor binding; type II transforming growth factor beta receptor binding; cytokine activity.